AUGGCAUGCAGUACCCGCGCAAACGAGCCGUCACUGCAUGCCAGCUCUGUCGCACUCGCAAGACAAAAUGCGACAACCAGCGCCCCAGCUGUCGGGUCUGCCUUUCGGUCGGAGUACCAUGCCAUUACGCAGAUCGAAAUGAUCACUCUUCGUUACUUUGAUCCUGCCAGUCUGGAAAUCCUUGAUCGGCUGAACCGCAUAAUGAACACUCAACAGGACGUUCUAAAAGCCGUGCGAGACAGCAGUAAUCUUGAGACGCAUACAAUUCCAGAUUGCCCAUCUUCGGAAUCAUACAGCUUGCCCCGGACAGUUCUUUCGGAAAAAACGAAUCAAGCUGAAUUGUCAAGUAGAGAUCCUGCCGCAAACAUCUUUGGUGUGACUUCUUCUAAUACAAGUCCUGACAACGUGCUUAUAUGGCCCAUUUUCCUUGGAAACUAUGCAGCGAAAUGUCUCCAGGAUGCUCUUUUUUCACUAAGUUCGUCAGGCCCUUAUGGGAAUCAAAGCUCGAAAAAGCUUGCGAAAUUUCCCUUUCAAGAAGACAAGGUGUCACAUCUAAUGGAGCGAUUCUUCCAGCUGGUGCACAUUAAGAAUCCUAUCUUAGACCCAGAAGAGCUACAGGAGUAUUCUCGAAUAGUUAUUGAGGAUGGACUAAGCUGGGACGAAGGCUCGUGUCUUGUGCUUCUGGCAUGUGCUUUAGGCAGAAUCGCACAACCAUUUGUAAAUGGCCAACAAAUGGAAAACUUUGACCCAUUCAACCCCCGGGAUGAUUCCUCGUCAUUUGAAGAUUCCGACUUGGCCGAGGCAGAGUCCUUUUUUUAUUUGGCUCGCAGACGUAUCGGUGUCUUGGACCAGUCAAUCGCUGCUGUUCAGGGCUUUUUUCUUUGUGGUGUUUACUACAUGUAUACCUUUAGACCGUUGGACGCCUUCCAGAGCUUUCACCAGGCAUCGGUCAUCUACCAGAUUUACUCCAAGUCUCGAAAAGGUCCCACGCCAGUCUUGUCUGAUAGCAAGACUGAGCAGACGCUAUUCUGGAGUUGUUUUAAAUCAGAAUGGUAUGUAAAAUGGUCUUAUUGCCUGAGUUCGACUCACAAAUUACACAGUGAAAUAUUGUCUGAAAUUGAUCUUCCCUCUUCGGGAGUUUCUUGUUCAGACUACAUCGAUGUUUUCCCAAACCCCCCUCACUCGGAUGCAUCCGCGGUCAGUUCAACAAUCACUACCACCCCCGGUAGCAGAGGACGUGUGGACCACAGCCUGUCAAAUCACGGACAGGAGCAAGCGUGGUUCUACUACCUCUCGGAAAUAGCGCUACGGCGCAUCGGCAACCGCGUUCUGAGUACAUUUUACAAAGAAAACUUUACUUUCUGGAAGGAGCUCGACAUAGUUGCCACGAUUCAGAUCGCCAAUGAGUUUUUCCGCCAGCUGAAUAUGUGGUACGAGUGUCUUCCUGUGCCCAUGCACUUUGACAGCGGCAAACCUGGGGCUUUCCCAGACAACGAGCUACCAUAUCUUCUGUACACACGGUACCAGGAAAUUCGGUCUUGGAUAUUUCGCCCUUUUCUGUUCUUGGCCAUUCAUUUGCCGCCAAAUAAUAUUCACCGGUCGUCUUUGGAUGAUCUUGUGGCGGAGUCUGGAACUCCCUUACACACCGCCAUCAUGGAACGUGGUAUAUGCUUCGGUUAA
Penicillium verhagenii is the source of this 1680-nucleotide messenger RNA. RefSeq names its product fungal specific transcription factor domain-containing protein. NCBI's taxonomy places the organism in Eukaryota, Fungi, Ascomycota, Eurotiomycetes, Eurotiales, Aspergillaceae. Bases 1 to 1680 code for a protein of 559 amino acids. The record is from RefSeq and is a predicted model, not a curated record. The transcript has 4 exons.